Messenger RNA from Lodderomyces jiufengensis, 3261 nucleotides. RefSeq names its product DNA-dependent ATPase. Gene Ontology annotation, molecular function: ATP binding; ATP-dependent chromatin remodeler activity. Bases 1 to 3261 code for a protein of 1086 amino acids. The record is from RefSeq and is a predicted model, not a curated record. NCBI's taxonomy places the organism in Eukaryota, Fungi, Ascomycota, Pichiomycetes, Serinales, Debaryomycetaceae. Gene Ontology annotation, biological process: transcription-coupled nucleotide-excision repair. The transcript has a single exon. Gene Ontology annotation, cellular component: nucleus.
AUGACAGAUGUUAAAGUAUUCGAUCAAACCGAUUUAGAAAACACAAUCACAAACCAAGCUAACAAACUCCUACUAAUAAAAGAUAUAGAACAAGAUGAAAAAAGAUUAGAAAAACAAAUAAAAGAAGUUAAUUCAAAAAUAAAACAUUUAAAUUCCCUAUCUUCAAAACUAUCCCACCCAAGAACCAAAAUCAGUGAACGUAAAAAAAUCCAAAAAGAUAUAUCAUGGUAUGAACAAAAUGAAUUACAACCAGCACAACAAGAUCUAACCGAUAUUAAAAAAAGAUUAUCAGAAUCUAAAAAACUUUUGGUUGAAUCACCUAACAACCCACAAUCACAACAACAAGAUGGUGGUGGUAAAUUACCAGAUGAAUCUGAACGUGAUUAUUUAAUUAGAAUAGGUAAAAUAACUGCCUUUGGGAAUGAAAACGCGUUUAAAUCAUUUGAGAAGGGGGAUAGCUCAAGUCAAAGUCAUGUAUUUUUGAAAAAACCAGGAUUUGAAGAAGAUAUUGAAGAAUUGACUACUACAUUAAAUGAAAAACAAGAAGAGCAAGAAGAGCAAGAAGAACAAGAAGAACAAGAAGUACCAGAUAAUGAUGAAGAUGAAGAUUAUAAUUAUGAUGAAGACCUCCUAAAAGAAGAAUCACAGGCUCAACAAGAUGAAUUUGAAGAAGAAUUAGAUGAAGAAGAAAACGAAGAAAUAGAAUCAAGAAAUAUAGAUGAUGGAGAUGAAAGAUUUUAUCAAAAAAGAUUAAAACAAUGGAUUAACAAAAGAUCAGCACUUCGAAAAACAGACACUUCCCCAGAUUUAGAAGAAUGGUUAAAACCACAUCCAACAAUAACAGAUGCAAAAUUAAAUGAUGUUUUUAAAUUACCUGGUGAUAUUUAUCCAUCAUUAUUUGAUUAUCAAAAAACUUGUGUACAAUGGUUAUGGGAAUUAUAUUCACAAAAAACUGGUGGUAUUAUAGGUGAUGAAAUGGGAUUAGGUAAAACUAUACAAAUUAUAUCUUUUUUAGCUGGUUUACAUUAUUCUGGUUUAUUAAAAAAACCAGUAUUGGUGGUUGUACCAGCAACUGUUUUAAAUCAAUGGGUGAAUGAAUUUCAUAGAUGGUGGCCACCUUUAAGAUGUAUUAUAUUACAUAGUAUUGGAACUGGUAUGUCUAAUGAUAAAGAUUUAAGUGAAAUUCAAAUGGAAGAAUUUUUAGAAAAUAGUGAUCCAAAUUCUUCCAAAACUUCUCUUCGUGGUAUAAAAUCACAGUUAAAUGCUCAAGAAAUUGUUAAUAGAGUUAUGACAAAAGGUCAUGUAUUAGUUACAACUUAUGUUGGGUUACGUAUUUAUUCGAAAUAUAUACUUCCGAAACAAUGGGGGUAUUGUGUAUUAGAUGAAGGUCAUAAGAUUAGAAAUCCAGAUUCUGAUAUUUCAUUAACUUGUAAACAAAUUAAAACAGUAAAUAGAAUUAUUUUAAGUGGUACUCCUAUUCAAAACAAUUUAAUUGAAUUAUGGUCAUUAUUUGAUUUUGUAUUUCCCGGAAGAUUGGGUACACUUCCAGUUUUCCAAGCUCAAUUUUCAAUACCUAUAAAUAUUGGUGGUUAUGCAAAUUCAAAUAAUUUACAAGUUAAAACAGCAUAUAAAUGUGCUGUUGUAUUAAGAGAUCUUAUAUCACCAUAUUUAUUAAGAAGAUUAAAAAAUGAUGUUGCUCAAGACCUUCCAAAAAAGAAUGAAAUGGUGUUAUUUGUAAAAUUAACUCAAUUACAACAAGAUUUAUAUGAAAAAUUUUUAGAUAGUGAAGAUUUUAAUGCUAUUGUAAAAGGUAAAAGAAAUGUACUUAUGGGAGUGGACGUUUUAAGAAAAAUUUGUAAUCAUCCAGAUUUAAUUUAUAGAGAUGCUUUAAUGAAACGUGAAAGUUAUGGAGAUCCCAAAAAAUCAGGGAAAAUGCAAGUAUUACAAAAUUUAUUACAAUUGUGGCAAAGUGAAGAUCAUAAGACUUUAUUAUUUUGUCAAACUAGACAAAUGUUAGAUAUUUUAGAAAAAUUUAUUGCUAAUUUAUCUACUUUAAAUGAUCCAAAUCAAUUUUUUACAUACCUUAGAAUGGAUGGUUCUACUCCAAUUUCGAAAAGACAAGCAUUAGUUGAUAAUUUUAAUAAUGAUCCAAAUUUAAAUGUUUUUUUGUUGACUACAAAAGUUGGUGGGCUUGGAGUUAACUUAACUGGUGCAGAUAGAGUUAUAAUAUAUGAUCCAGAUUGGAAUCCAUCAACAGAUAUACAAGCAAGAGAAAGAGCAUGGAGAUUAGGACAAAAAAAAGAUAUUACCAUUUAUAGAUUAAUGACAACUGGAUCAAUAGAAGAAAAAAUAUAUCAUAGACAAAUCUUCAAAACUUUUUUACAAAAUAAAAUUUUAAAAGAUCCUAAACAAAGAAGAUUUUUUAAAAAUAAUGAUCUUCAAGAUUUAUUUACUUUGGGUGAUCAAAAUGAACAAGGUACAGAAACUGGUGAUAUUUUUAAUAAUGGUAAAGAAGAUAAAUAUGGUGGUUCAAAACAACGUAAAUCUGCUUCAUUAACAAAGAAAAAAUUUAAAAAUGAUGAUGAUUUUUAUAAAGUUGCUAAAAUUUCAGGAGUUUCAAAAUUAGAUAAAUUUGAAGAAGGUGAAGAAGAAGAAUCACAACAAGAACAACAAGAACAACAACCAAAAGAUGAUUCAAGAUUCAUGGCUGGUAUAUUUGCUCAAAGUGGAGUUCAUAGUGCUUUAAAACAUGAUGAAGUUAUUAAUUCAGAAGAUCAAGAAAUUUCUUUAGUUGAAAGAGAAGCAAACAAAUAUGCAAAUGAAGCUGUUGAAGCAUUAAAACAAUCAAGAUUACAAACACGUAAGAAUAAAAUUGGUACACCUACAUGGACUGGUAAAUUUGGUUCUGCUGGAAAAUUAAAAGGUACUUUUGGCAUUAAAAAACCAAAACCAAAUCCUUCUUCAACUGGUGAAUCAUCAUCAGCUAUUUUAAAUAUUUUAAAACAAAAAAGUGAAUUAAAAAAUGAUGCUCUAAAGGAUAAAGAAUCAUUGAACAGACAAGAAACUAUUGAAAAAAUUAUAAAUUAUUUAAAAUUACAACCAGAGAAUUUUGCAACAUCUCAAAAUAUUAUAUCUGGUGUUGAAUUACAAUUAGUUUCUGAUGAAGAUAUGAUUAUGAUCCGUAGUAUGCUUAGAGAAAUUGCAAAUUGGGAUGGGGUUAAAAAGGGAUGGAAAUUGAAUGAAUCUUUUAUAAAUUUAUGA